AUGACAUGCCAUUGGCUGGAUGAAGACCUUAAGCGACAGUCAGUGGCAUUAACAUGUCAAAGAUUUGCGGGAACCCAUUCAUAUGAACGAAUUGCGGAGACUUUGGAGGACAUUCAUAAAAAAUACAAUUUAGAUACAACCAAAUUAUUAGCCACUGUAACUGACAAUGUUUCCAUUUUCGUUAAGCUUUUUAAGGAGUUUGAUUUAAACAUAGGUAAUAAGGAACACUCUGCUGAAGAAGACAGUGACUCUGAAGAAAAAGAAGAUGAAGUCGUGUUUAAACCUAUCAUUUUAUCAGACUCUGAGUCAACUCUCGACAGUUCUAAUUUUACACAGGAAAGAUGUGCCUCACAUACCAUAAAUCUCAUUGCAACUACCGAUUACAAAAAUUCGGUAAAUGGUUUACUGCCUUUGCGACAAAAAAACACACUAUUUUCCAAAUGUUCUAAAUUGUGGAAUAAAUGCGGACGGCCGAAAUCGGCUGAGAUAAUACAAGAAGAACUUGGACAUAAGUUAAAAGUUCCAGGAAUUACCAGAUGGAAUUCCACUUAUAACGCUCAAAGAUAA
Psylliodes chrysocephalus is the source of this 567-nucleotide messenger RNA. The record is from the annotation of a GenBank genome assembly. Lineage: Eukaryota; Metazoa; Arthropoda; Insecta; Coleoptera; Chrysomelidae.